Cavia porcellus (domestic guinea pig) is the source of this 5018-nucleotide messenger RNA. RefSeq names its product tudor domain containing 1 (gene Tdrd1). NCBI's taxonomy places the organism in Eukaryota, Metazoa, Chordata, Mammalia, Rodentia, Caviidae. The transcript has 26 exons. The record is from RefSeq and is a predicted model, not a curated record. The coding region runs from base 204 to 3689 and encodes 1161 amino acids.
CACGUGGGCGCAGACUGCGCAGGCGCAGCGCGGGACCCUACAGGCCCAGAUGGGCAUUUGAAGCGAAGCAAGAGAGGCAAGAGGUCGGGAGGGAACCUGGAUCGCCGGGCUCCUGGUCCUGACAGUCGCUGCCACCACUAGCCUUCGGAGACUGGUGGGGCCUGCGGCACUUCCACCUCUUUCCAGACUUACCACUUAAUAUAAUGUCAAGAAACUUGGAAGCAUCUACUUGUCAAAUGACAGAGCCAUUUAAUUUUGAAAAAAAUGAAGUCAAGCCUCCAUCACACGAUUCUUUAAGAACUACUGGAGGACAUCAAAAUCAUCCUAAUUUCAGGUUGAAAAAUCCAGAGAACGAAAAUGAAAACAAUUUUUUGCUUUGUGAGAAGACCAGACAGUAUUUAGCUAGUCAGGAAGACAAUUCGCUGUCUUCAAAUACUGGUGGCAUCAAUGGUGAAGUGGUUGGACCCAAAGAAAAUAGAAAGACAGGAAACUCAGUGUCACCAUUAAGUGUGGGAAAUGGUUCACCACCCAGAGAAGUAAAACCUAAGCCUACCAAUAAUGUAUCUUCUGCGAAGUCAAAAAAAUCACACCAGUUUGUUAAGAAUUCUUUGUCUAUAAAUAAUCCAGCACUUUUCAACACUUUACGACUUCCUUUUCGGUCAACAACUUGCCAUCGCUGUGGCCUGUUUGGGUCACUGAGGUGCUCUCAGUGCAAGCAGACUUACUACUGCUCCACGGCAUGUCAGCGGAGGGACUGGUCCACCCACAGCAUUGUGUGUAAACCUGUCCAGCAAAAUUUCUACAAACUUCAAGAUAAUAAACCACCUUUUGAAACGAAUGUGGAAGUGAAAAAUGAGAGUGACUGUCCAUCUGCAGUUACUAAAGAAAUAGCCAAUGGUGCUGAAAAAAUAAUGUUUUCUGAUUUGAAAAGUUUACAUCUCAAGAAAACCAUGGAAGUAAAGGGUACAGUUACUGAAUUCAAACACCCAGGUGACUUUUAUGUCCAGUUGUAUUCUUCAGAAGCUUUAAAACACAUGAACCAAUUGUCUGCAAGCUUAAAAGAAACAUACGCAAAUGUGGUGGAUGAAGAUUAUAUUCCUAUUAAGGGGGAAGUUUGCGUUGCCAAGUACGCUGUUGAUCAGACUUGGAAUAGAGUAAUAAUUCAAGACGUUGAUGUGCUAAAGCAGACAGCACAAGUCUUGUAUAUUGAUUAUGGAAAUGAAGAAAUAAUUCCAGUAAACAAAAUUCACCAACUACAUAGAAACAUUGAAUUGUUUCCUCCUUCUGCUAUAAAGUGCUCUGUGGCUGGUGUUAUCCCAGCAGAGGGUAUUUGGAGCAAUGAUUGUAUCAAAACUAUUAAAUCACUGUUGAUGGAGCAGUACUGCUCUAUAAAGAUUGUCGACAUCUUAGAAGAAGAAGGGGUUACCUACGCUGUAGAUGUUACACUGCAAAGUUCAGGAGAAUUCUUAGAUCAGGUGCUUGUAGAAAUGGGAUAUGCUUUGAAAGCCAAAGGACAAAAUUCUAAGAAGCAAUGUGCAGAUCAAAAAGGUCUUCCUGAAGAUGUUGGAAUGAUGACAGCUGAAAACAAAGUUGGUAUAGAUAAAAGUGACCUAAUCCCCAAAGUGCUAACUUUGAAUGUAGGUGAUGAAUUCUGUGGUGUGGUUGCCCACAUUCAGACACCAGGAGACUUCUUUUGCCAACAACUACAAAGUGGCCAUAAGCUUGCUGAACUUCAGACAUCCCUUAGUGAGUACUGUAGUCAAGUACAUCCACGGUCUAACUUUUUUCCAUCCAUUGGAGAUAUAUGUUGUGCUCAGUUCUCAGAGGAUGAUCAGUGGUACCGUGCCUCUGUUUUGGCCUAUGCUUCUGAAGAAUCUGUACUGGUUGGGUAUGUCGACUAUGGAAACUUUGAGAUCCUUAGUUUGACAAGACUUUGUCCCAUAAUUCCAAAGUUGUUGGAAUUACCAGUGCAAGCUCUAAAAUGUAUGCUGGCAGGAGUCAAGCCAUCAUUAGGAAUUUGGACUCCAGAGGCUAUUUGUCUUAUGAAAAAAAUUGUGCAGAAUAAAAUGGUCAUAGUGAAAGUGGUGGACAAGUUGGAAAAUAGUUCCCUGGUAGAACUUACAGAUAAAUCUGUGACGCCUGUCAUCAGUGUUGCCAAAGUUCUUAUAGAGGCCGGCUUCGCCAUAGGUGAAAAGGAGACAGUGACAGAUAAACCCAGUGUUCCUUUGUGUGCAGAGGGAAAAGCAAAUCCACUGGAGUGGACGUGGGUUGAACUUGCUGUUGACCAAACAGUAGAUGUUGUGGUUUGCAUGAUGUAUAAUCCUGGAGAAUUUUAUUGUCAUAUCCUUAAAGAAUAUGCCUUGGAGAAGCUGAAUGAUUUGAAUAAAUCAUUAGCAGAAUAUUGCCAACAGAAGUUUCAUAAUGGUUUUAAGGCAGAAAUAGGGCAACCUUGUUGUGCUUUUUUUGCAGGUGAUGGGAACUGGUAUCGUGCUUUAGUCAAGGAAAUCUUACCAAAUGGAAAUGUUAAAGUACAUUUCGUGGAUUAUGGAAAUGUUGAAGAAGUUACCACAGAUGAACUCCAAAUGAUACCAUCAAAAUUUUUAAAAUUUCCAUUUCAAGGGAUACAGUGCUGGUUAGUAGAUAUACAGCCUAGGAACAAAUAUUGGACUGAAGAAGCCACAGCAAGAUUUCAGAUGUGUAUUACGGGAAUAAAACUCCAAGCUAGAGUGGUUGAAAUCACAGAAAAGGGAGUGGGAGUUGAACUCACUGACCUUUCCACUUCAUAUCCCAGAAUAAUUAGUGAUGUUCUGAUUAGUGAAAAUCUGGUUUUAAAAGCUGGUUCACCAUCCAAGGAUUUACCAAGUAACAGACCUGUUAAUAAGCACAGUCAUGAAACUGACACCCAAGAGCUUCAAGCCUUGUCUUCAGCAGAGCAGUGGAAGACGAUAGAACUGCCAGUUAAUAAAACUGUGCAAGCAAGCAUAUUAGAAAUCAUAAAUCCUAAUUUGUUCUAUGCUAUCCCAAAUGACAUGCCAGAAAAUCAAGAAAAAUUGUCUAUAUUGACAGCUGAAUUGUUAGAAUAUUGCAGUGUUCAGAAAAGUCAACCAUCUUACAGACCACGAAUUGGAGAUGCAUGCUGUGCUAAAUACACAAGUGACGAUUUUUGGUAUCGUGCAGUUGUUCUGGAGACCUCAGGUUCUGAUGUGAAAGUGCUAUAUGCAGACUACGGAAACAUUGAAACCCUGCCUCUUUCCAGAGUGCAACCAAUUACUGCAAACCACCUGAAACUCCCUUUCCAAAUUAUCAAAUGUUCAUUUGAAGGACUGGUGGAAUUGAAUGGAAGUUGUUCUCAGUUAAUAAUAGAGCUACUAAAAAAUUUCAUGUUGAAUCAAAAUGUAAUGCUUUCUGUGAGAAAAAUUAUUAAGAACGUUCACACAGUAUCAGUUGGGAAGUGUUGUGAGCAUGGUACUGUCAGUGUAGCUGAUAAGCUGGUGAACUGUAAUCUGGCAAAGAGCAUCACAUCUAAAACUCAAAAUGCUGUACAUAAAGAAAAGAUGCAUAGGAUGAAUUGCUGCUGCACAGAGUUACAGGAACAAGUUAAAAAACAUGAACAGAUUCUGUUCUUCCUCUUGAACAGUCCAACCAAUGAAAACAAAUUUAUUGAAAUGAAAAAACUGCUAAAUAGUUAAAAACAAUGCCUUUUGGAAGUAAACACUGAUGAGGAAGGAAACAACAAAGGCUAGACUUAAGAGAAAAAGUACUACAUCUUGUUUAGUUUUUGUUUGAGUUUUUUUGAAUCUUCAUCUUUUUCUUUAAUGAUAUUUUUACACCUCCAUUUUUGGUCACUUCUUUUAGUUUGAUUGGGGCUCUUUCCUCCAUAAAUUCUUCCCACCAGAAAAAUAGAUUUGAUAUAAAAGAUUUAUAUCAAAUUCACAGGCAUACCUGCAAGGAGGAGAUAGAAGCUUUCCGCUGUAUGUAUAACUUGUCAUUUUUGCCCUGGAGGAAUGAAAAGUAUUACCUUAUACAUGCCAGGCAAGCACUCUACCACUGAGUUACACCUCUAGUCCUAUGUUUUGUUACUUGAAAUAUUGAAAAAAUAUGAUUCCAUGUUAAAUACUGGAUAAGUUGGUGGAUAUACAAGUUUUAUUAUUUUAGGUAUGUUUAUUUUCUAGUAGGAUAUUCCCUGCACUCCUUGUCAGCACCGUCCAUGAUACAAGUGCUCUUUGCUUUUUCCCCUAUUCACCACUGCUCUUUUCCUGUCAGUGCUGAGGUCAUCAGCUGCUUUUCUCUAUCCUUGAUUGGAUUAGGUUGUUUGUUUUGGUUUUGGGCUUUUGGGCUUUUGGGCCUAGAAUAUGUCCUUGAUCUGUCAACCACUUCCCUAGGAAAGGACUUUGUCUUUUUGCUUUUUCAUCUAUUCCUUUCCAAAUUGGUAGCCAGUUAGAUUUUUACUGUAGAAAGAAUUCACUGUUUUCUCCCUGGAUGUGAUGGUACACACCUGUAAUCUCAGCUUCUGGGGAGGCUGGGACUGAAGGGUCACAUGUUUGAGCCCAGCCUGGACAAUUUAGUGAGAUCUUGUCUCAAAUACAAAGAUUAAGGGGGCCAGAAAUGAAGGUGUGGCGUAGAGAUGUUUCUCAGUGGUAGAAUACCCUGGGUUCUAAAGCAUAAAUACAGUAGUAUACCUGUCUUAAAGCACAUAAUCUUAAAUUCUUGUAAACUCAUAUAUGCAAGAAUUACGGGCCAGCUGGGAAGUUUCCUGCCAGCCCCAAGUUUCUGUUUAGAAAAUUUUCCAUGAUUUAAAUCAGACUUGACGAUCUAAAAUGCUGCCACUAACUUGGAGCAGAUCUUAAAAGAUAGGCAUGUUUUUGUUGUUAUUGUUGUUUUGCUUUUACUGGUAAUAUGUAUCAGCUAUUCUGUAAAAUGGAAUUUUUCCAUAUGUAAAAGUUGUUUAAAAACUGUAAUGGUUUUCAUUUAGAUAAAAGAUUAUGCUGCUUUGCCCAAUAAAGUCCUUUCACUUCUCA